ACGGGAAACUUGCACAGUUUGGCAAACUUUCACAGCACGAGGACUGUUAAGUACGGUGUUACCGACCUAGAAAUCAUGAUGAUUGGGCUGAGUUCAAUCCUCAUUGUGGCAUGCGUGUGCCUUACGGCCAUGGCCGACUCACCCCCUGAGUGCACAGAACGACUCAACAGCGUUGCCAAGCUCAAAGAUCUCUACUGUGAUGCGCAUGUCGGCACGGGUGCAUCCGGCAGGUACGACGUCCAAGCUUGUGGUCACCGCUUUUUGUGGAGCUGUGUCUCGAAGAAAGUUCAGAAAGCCCUGAGGAGACGCAUCAGGUGCAACUAAAAAGUCUUCUCGCCUCUUGCGCUUUCACUCAUUCUAAAGAAAAUAAACGAGGUCGACCACGCAAUGAGUCUCUGAGAUGAAAAAAACAACAACACAAAAAACUUCAAGGCGAAGGCAAGAAUCAUAGCAAUAAAGGAAACAGAAAAUGUUCUCGAGCUGA
Aplysia californica (California sea hare) is the source of this 484-nucleotide messenger RNA. RefSeq lists its product as uncharacterized. The record is from RefSeq and is a predicted model, not a curated record. NCBI's taxonomy places the organism in Eukaryota, Metazoa, Mollusca, Gastropoda, Aplysiida, Aplysiidae.